CAAGCAACCUGAAGGUUAUGUGAUAUAUAAUGCCAACAUUUAUACAGUUGAUGAAAAAAAUCCAAAAAUUGAAGCUUUCACGGUUUUGGAUGGAAAAUUUGUUGAUGUUGGUACAAGAUUGGACUUACUACAAAAAUGGACUAAUCUUAAACAUAUAGAUUUGCAAGGUCGAACCGUAAUCCCAGGACUAAUUGAUGCACAUGCGCACUUAAUGUAUCUUGGUGAUGCAUUAACGUCUGUUAAUCUUGUCGGUGCAAAAUCUAUCGAAGAAGUAAAUCAACGAAUUUAUGAAUACAUUAAAGCGCAUCCUGAUAAGAAUGAAUGGAUCAUAGGAUAUGGAUGGGAUCAAACACUCUGGCCAUCGAAAUCUUUUCCGACUUUUAACGAUUUAGACAAUGACCCAAUAUUAUCCCAAUAUAAAAUAUUAUUAACACGCAUUGAUGGACAUGCUUUGUGGGUUAAUGGAAAAGUCUUAGACAUACUUGAAAAAAAUAGCAUUCCGCUUGAAAUUGAUGGUGGGGAGAUUGUAAGAGAUAAGGAAACCGGUCAAUUGACUGGAGUUUUUGUUGAUAAUGCUAUGAAACUGAUUUACCAGUUAUUGCCACAACCAACCGACCAGCAAUUAUUAACAAAUCUCAAAGCGGCAAUUUAUGAAAUGCAUUCUCAUGGUCUUACAGGGAUUCACGAUGCGGCUGUUUUGCCUAAAUUACUUAAAUUUUACAAAAAUACUAUUCUAUCAAAUCCACAAGAUUUCAAUAUAAGAAAUUAUGCUAUGGUUGAAUGUGAAAACAAUACUUAUUGUGGUGAUCAGAUUGAGAAAAUAGAAGGGUUAGGUGAUGGAAGAUUAACUGUUAGAAGCGUUAAAAUGUUUAUGGAUGGUGCAUUGGGAAGUUGGGGUGCUGCGUUAUUGGAACCUUAUUCUGAUGAUCCAACAAAGCAGGGGUUAUUAAUCUCUGAUCCAACUUUAUUACCACCUGUGAUUAGUCAAUGGAUGGAUAAUGGUUUCCAAGUAAACGUUCAUUGUAUAGGAGACAAAGCCAAUCAAAUAAUCAUAAAUACGCAUGAAAAAUGCUUUAAAGAUUAUAUACUUUCAAAACAAAAUGGUAAAAAUAUUACUGAAGAAGAGUUGAUUAAGGAAGUUAAAAAGUUAGGUGAAAGUGUUAGAUUUAGAAUCGAGCAUGCGCAAAUAUUGACACUGGACGAUAUCAAACGUGUUGGUGAAUUACGGAUUAUACCAUCGAUGCAACCUACACAUGCAACUUCUGAUAUGAAAUAUGCUGAACAAAGAUUGGGUAGCGAGCGUAUUAAAGGUGCAUACGCAUGGCGGUCAUUCAUUGAUGCUGG
Molecule: messenger RNA, 1344 nt
Organism: Dentiscutata heterogama
Lineage: Eukaryota; Fungi; Glomeromycota; Glomeromycetes; Diversisporales; Gigasporaceae
Source: the annotation of a GenBank genome assembly